This is a messenger RNA of Teleopsis dalmanni, 514 nucleotides long. RefSeq names its product coiled-coil-helix-coiled-coil-helix domain-containing protein 1. Gene Ontology annotation, molecular function: RNA binding. The record is from RefSeq and is a predicted model, not a curated record. The coding region runs from base 106 to 474 and encodes 122 amino acids. Gene Ontology annotation, biological process: mitochondrial translation. Lineage: Eukaryota; Metazoa; Arthropoda; Insecta; Diptera; Diopsidae. The transcript has 2 exons. Gene Ontology annotation, cellular component: mitochondrion; mitochondrial ribosome; nucleoplasm.
CUCAACACUAAUUGUCCAGUACAAAUCAGCUGUAUGUGACAUAAAAAUAUUGUGUUCACAUUUUAUAAGUGUUCCACAUAAAUUAAUAUUGCAUUUAAUUAAAAAAUGCGUCUCUCUCCUACUGUACUGGGUUUUCAAAAUAAAGGUCGAACGCCGCAAAAUGAAAAGGCUGUGCCGUUUCAGGAAAUCCUGCCACUUCGUUUAAAAAACAGAGUGAGUGGAAAAGCAGAUUCAGGAAGUGAUGUCGCUUGUCUACAAGAAAUGAGUGUACUGUUUGCUUGUCUAAAAGAUAAUGAGUUUGUCGAGCAAUAUUGCAACAAAGAAAUUACCCAGUUUAAAAGGUGCUAUAAAUAUUUUAUGGACUCAAAGUUUCAGGCCAAACAGACUGUAAACCAAGGUAUUGUAACACCUGGCAAAGAUCUCAAUUAUAGGCAGUUGAAUAAGUAUAUGAGAGGAUUCCCAAAUCCAAAAUAAUUAAAAUUGUUUGUUAAACAAAUAUAUACUAUUACAUAAU